CGAGAGGAAAGAACACAUAGCUCAAACUUUCAGCACAUGCUCGCCAAGUUCCGUCCCCUCAUGGCGACGGCGGCGAAGGCAAGGGCGCCGCCGGCCGUGACGGCUUCCACAGCGGCGGCGGCAGCGGUGGAGCGGGAGGAGCACGUGCACUACAAGCACACUGAUGCGUGCCACCAACUCCGGUGGACAGCCAAGGAAAGCUAUGAGUACAUGUACGCGCGGCCGUGGAGCAGGGUGGUCGACUUUUAUGCCGAGCUCGUGCGCGCCGGCGCCGGCGCCGCGGGUCUCGCCAAGCUAUUUGGGAAAGAUGAGAAAGACUACACCCUUUUUACUGCUGGAGAAAAUUAUCUAACACCGUCAGAAAAAACAACGGUAACUACUUCCUCCAAAGACCGUGGAGGAAGAUGGGAAAGAGUAACAUUUAAAGUUGUUAUUUCGUACCAUGGGGGUUCAUUUGAUGGUUGGCAGAAACAGCCUGGCCUCAAUACUGUUCAAGGGUUAGUGGAGAAACAUCUUGGACAGUUUGUUGAUGAGCGAAAAGCUAAACAGCUUGAAGCAAGAUCUUUGCCAAUAGAAGGCUGUGCAGUUGUUGCUGGGCGCACUGACAAAGGGGUGACUGCUCUUCAGCAAGUUUGCUCAUUUUAUACAUGGAGAAAGGAUGUCAAAUCGGGAGAUAUAAAAGAUGCAAUAAAUGAGGCUGCUCCAGAUAAACUAAAACCUUUGCAUGUGUCAGAGGUUCCACGUGAGUUUCAUCCUAAUUUUUCAGCAAAAUGGAGGAGGUACAUGUAUAUUUUUCCUCUCGAUGAGGAUGCUAACUUGAUCUUAGGGGAAGCACAUUCCUCAAAAAUACUAGAGAAUUCUGAACACAACAUAAAACCUCAAAGCUUUGAUGUGGCUAAGGUUGACAAAAUUCUUAAAACACUUGCUGGAAAGACAUUGUCCUACAAGAUGUUUGCACGUGAUACGCAAGCUUCACGAAGUGUUGGGCCACCUACAGAAUGUUUCAUGUUCCAUUCCCGAGCUGCAGUGGCCAAACUACAUUAUGCUAAUGAGGAUUACAAAGAAGGUAUGAUGGUCAUGUGCGUUGAGCUAGUUGCGAACAGGUUUCUGCGCAAGAUGGUCAGGGUUCUUGUUGCCACUGCCAUAAGAGAGGCUGCUGCUGGUGCUGGUGACGAUGCUUUGCUGAACCUAAUGGAAGCCACUGAUAGGCGUGCCACAGCACCUCCAGCACCGCCAGAAGGCCUCUGCCUCAUAGAUGUUGGUUACGAAGAUUUUACUAAACAGAGGUGCUUCAUAGUUGAUUAAAGAAAGUAUUCCUUCUAGAGGUGAGUGUGCGCAUUUGAGUUUUUGUGUCUGCUGUUUCUCAGAAAAGGGACAAAAAAAAAAGAAACUUAUUCCGUAGCUUUUUGUUAGAGGAAUACAAGAUGCACGGUUGGUUGAACAAUGGAGGAAUUUGGUUACUCCAGGUUGCUGACAAGAUAACAAAGCCUCUCUGUUUAGAUUUUGGCCCUAUAUCUACAUGCUUGUUCACUACGAACAUGACCAAUCCCACACCAUUCUUUGUAUUGACCAAUCGAUAUUUUAAAGCUGGCUUAUAGGAGGGAGCAGUAACGUUGGGCCCACGCUGAUGAGGAAAUCAAGUUGAAACAUAUAGGAUUUCUGAAAAGUUAGUACCGCAAUUAUCUGUCAGGUUUCCACUUGAGCAAAUAAUUGCGUAGUACUAUUAUCUGUCAGGUUUCCACUUAGUGCAAAUAGUUCCAUAACCUUUUUUUUUUCUUGGUCAGCAGCUCCUUUCGCUGUGUAUUUUUUUUUCGUUCUCCAGUGUUUUCCUACCCGACUAUUGUGCUACAUCGAGUUUCAGUUGUACAUUCGGUAAAUUGGUGUGUUAUGCGAACAUACGGCAGCUCUGAAAUGUGCAGGAAUACUUCAUGUCGUGUCCAAGUGACCAAGCCAUGCUGCUGCUAUUAGUCGGCUAUUUUUGGUUGUUAUGAGUGGCCUAUUUGUAUUUUGUGGUUAUUUUUUAAAAAAUAUAUAAAUUUGGUAGUGUACUUA
Molecule: messenger RNA, 2052 nt
Organism: Sorghum bicolor (sorghum)
Lineage: Eukaryota; Viridiplantae; Streptophyta; Magnoliopsida; Poales; Poaceae
Product: tRNA pseudouridine synthase A
Exons: 9
Coding region: 37-1305 (422 amino acids)
Biological process (GO): tRNA pseudouridine synthesis
Molecular function (GO): RNA binding; pseudouridine synthase activity
Source: RefSeq, a predicted model, not a curated record